Helianthus annuus (common sunflower) is the source of this 1134-nucleotide messenger RNA. RefSeq names its product polyol transporter 5-like. Gene Ontology annotation, molecular function: carbohydrate transmembrane transporter activity. The transcript has 4 exons. Gene Ontology annotation, cellular component: membrane. NCBI's taxonomy places the organism in Eukaryota, Viridiplantae, Streptophyta, Magnoliopsida, Asterales, Asteraceae. The coding region runs from base 1 to 1134 and encodes 377 amino acids. Gene Ontology annotation, biological process: transmembrane transport. The record is from RefSeq and is a predicted model, not a curated record.
AUGGCUGAUCGGAAAUUGGAAGAAGAUGGUGUUUCUGCUAAGUCCAAAGAACUCGUCGCUGACUGCAAUCCAUCUAAACCACCAAAGAGGAACAAGUACGUUUUCGCUUGUGCCAUGUUGGCUUCCAUGACUUCUGUCUUGCUUGGUUAUGAUAUUGGUGUGAUGAGUGGGGCACAAAAAUAUAUCCAAAAGGAUCUUCAUUGUAGUGACACUCAGAUCGAGAUCCUGGUCGGCAUACUGAACCUGUACUCGUUGGUUGGGUCAGCCGCCGCAGGGAGAACGUCCGACUGGAUUGGUCGUCGCUACACCAUCGUCUUAGCUGGAGCUAUUUUCUUUCUAGGAGCAAUCCUGAUGGGGUUCGCUACUAACUACGCGUUUCUCAUGGUUGGCCGGUUUGUUGCCGGUAUCGGUGUCGGAUACGCCCUUAUGAUAGCACCCGUGUACACAACCGAGAUUUCACCAUCGUCUGCUCGUGGGUUUCUCUCAUCCUUCCCUGACUUCUUCAUUAAUGUUGGAAUAUUGCUCGGGUAUGUGUCUAAUUACGCCUUUUCAGAGCUUCCGACUCACCUAGGAUGGCGGUUCAUGCUAGGAUUUGGAGCCAUCCCUUCGAUAUUCCUAGCACUGGGUGUCCUAGGCAUGCCCGAGUCACCUAGGUGGCUCGUCAUGCAAGGACGACUGGGUGAUGCCAAAAAAGUUCUUGAUAAAACCUCUGAUAACUUAGAAGAAUCUAAGCUACGACUGACUGGCAUCAAGGAAGCUGGUAGCAUCCCUAAAGACUGUGACAAUGAAAUUGUCAAAGUGGCAAAUCAAAGCCACGGUGAAGGCAUAUGGAAGGAGUUGUUCAUCCAUCCAACACCCACGGUUCGUCACAUCUUGAUGGUAACCAUUGGCCUCCACUUUUUCCAGCAAGGGAGUGGAAUAGACGCGGUUGUGUUAUAUAGCCUGAGAAUCUUUGAGAAGGCGGGGAUUGUCAAGGAUACCCCACAACUACUUGCAACCAAUGGUGUUGGAUUCGUGAAAACAAUGUUUAUUCUCAUGGCAACGUUUCUCAUCGAUAGAAUCGGGCGUCGACCAUUGUUAUUAACUAGUAUAGCUGGCAUGAGCGUAUCUAUUACUCACCAACCGCGAGGUUAG